UGACGUGUUUUGUAGGCGGCUAAUUCUGUCUAUUGUGUUUAUCUUGAGCUCUCCAGUUUUUCUUCGUGAAUGGAUACACCGUUGCCGUUAAAUAUUCUUACCCCUCGUUUGGACAUGGACUGGAAAACAUCUUAGAUAUUAGUCAGCUGUGCACAAAUGCGAAAAUGAACAAAGGCUGGCUGGAGCUCGAGAGUGAUCCAGGAUUGUUCACUUUGCUAGUGGAAGAUUUUGGUGUCAAAGGCGUCCAAGUGGAGGAAAUCUAUGACCUUCAAAGCAAGUGUCAAAGUCCCGUCUAUGGCUUCAUCUUCCUGUUCAAGUGGAUCGAGGAGCGUCGAUCCAGGAGGAAAGUUAACACUUUGGUGGAUGAGACCUCCGUCAUUGAUGAGGAAAUUGUAAAUGAUAUGUUCUUUGCUCAUCAGCUGAUACCAAACUCAUGUGCCACCCACGCUUUGUUGAGUGUGCUUCUGAACUGCAGUGGUGUGGAGCUCGGCACCACCCUUAGUCGCAUGAAGGCUUUCACAAAAGGCUUCAGUCCAGAGAGUAAAGGUUACGCAAUAGGAAAUGCCCCAGAGCUUGCUAGAGCACAUAACAGCCAUGCCAGACCGGAGCCCAGGCACCUGCCAGAGAAACAGAACGGGAUCAGUGCAGUGCGGACCAUGGAAGCCUUCCACUUUGUUAGCUACGUGCCCAUCAAAGACCGCCUCUUUGAGCUCGACGGGCUCAAGGCGUACCCCAUUGACCACGGGCCUUGGGGAGAAGAAGAGGAAUGGACCGAUAAAGCUCGGCGUGUUAUCAUGGAGAGGAUUGGAUUGGCCACUGCCGGUGAGCCGUACCAUGACAUUCGCUUCAACCUGAUGGCAGUGGUGCCUGACCGCAGGAUGAAAUAUGAGUCUAAACUGGAAAUUCUAAAGAGGAAUCGACAGACUGUUCUGGAGGGUCUACAAAAGAUGAUCCGCCUCACUCAGCCUGAAAUUGUCCAUGACAAGAAGGAGAAAGACUCUUCCUCUCCUGACGAUAGCACCUCGGCGAUCAAGAAAGAGGCAGAUUCUGAGCCGGUUACAUCCCAUGGGACUGACCAGGCUGCUUCAGAUUCAGUGGAUGAGUCAGGAGCUCAGUCUAAAGAUGCCACGAGCCACUCCAGAAACUCUAAGGUCAUGGGCAAACCACCUGCCCCCACAGGAGGAGGCCUGCAGCAAGUCACCAGUCCCAACCCCAUCGUUCAACGCCUGCCAGCUUUCCUGGACAACCACAAUUAUGCCAAGUCUCCAAUGCAGGAGGAGGAGGAUCUUGCUGCUGGAGUCGGUCGCUCUCGAAUAGCAGGGCCUCCCCAGCACCCAUACUCGGAUGAUGAAGAUGACUACGAGGAUGAGGAGGAGGAAGUAACUGGUUCAACUGGCACACCUAGCAGGUUUAGACGGAAGGCAAGUCUGCGCUCACGAACAGGGCGGGCAACGACAGGAAUGGAGAGCCAGAUUGCCCUCUCUGUGUUGGCUGAGAAACUAAAGAAAGAGGCCCAAAGAAAAGAUGCCCUGAACACACCCCUUUCUGUGCGCACAGAAGGGCGCACCGGGGGCAUCUGCAUCACAUCUGCUUCACAGCCUUCCCCAACACCCAGCAAUGAAAGCACCGACACAGCCUCUGAGAUUGGCAGCGCCUUCAACUCGCCACUGCGCUCACCAGCGCGCUCGCAGGCUGCCACGCGCCCGUCCAGUCCAGUUGCAUCCCAUCUGUCUCGUGUACUGUUCGGAGAAGAUGAGAUGCUGAGGCUAGACUCCAGACACAACCGUGCUGUAAGAGAACUGGGUCCCUCUGUCAGCAUAGCCUUGUUACACCUGCAGGAGGACGGAGUCAUCUUUGCUCUCCCUCAAUCUGUAGAUGCGGCUGCUGAUGGCACAAAGCAGCCUUGCACUCCAGAGAAGACAAAAGACAAAGAGAAGGCGGGAGAGAAGGAAGGAGUGAACAAGGCAGACGAGGGACCAUCUGCGGAGGUGAAAGAGGAGGAGAGCAAAGAUGGAGCAGAGGUGAGAAAGGAAACGCCCAACGCUAUGGAAACGGCUGCAGACAGCAAGGCCCCUGGGGAUAAAUACUCUCCCAAAGAGCUGCUGGCACUGCUCAAGUGUGUUGAGGCGGACAUUGCCAACUAUGAGGUGUAUCUAAAGGAGGAAGUAGAGAAGAGAAAGAAAUACAAAAUUGAUGAUCAGAGGAGGACCCAUAAUUACGACGAGUUCAUCUGCACCUUCAUAUCGAUGCUGGCCCAAGAAGGAAUGCUGGCCAGCCUCGUGGAGCAAAACAUUUCUGUGCGCCGUCGGCAGGGAGUGAGCAUCGGCCGCCUGCACAAACAGAGAAAGCCCGACCGGAGGAAACGCUCCCGACCUUACAAAGCCAAGCGCCAGUAAUCACAAACAAUCACAACUCCUGUGAGUAACUUACUCCCGUGAGCACCGAGCAAUCACCACGGAGAAAAAGAAAUGGAUGCACUUCUGAAACUUUUCUCCUAAAGGCAGUUUAGUGUUGUAUUUUAGCCAGAGCCUCGUCUUCUUCUUCAUGAAAUCAACUACGUGUUUGGUUAGUUAUUUUAUCAUUUAUGUAUAUACUGUAUGUACCACCGUUUUAGUCUCAAUGUAAAUGUUCUUCUUUCUCGCGCCAUUAUUAUCAUCGAAUUGUAAAUAUGAAAAAAGGCAUGACCCCAGUGAUGCAACUGAAUGCUUCUCAUCUCACACAGUAUUCAUUCUUAUUGAAGAUCCUCUCUACAGUCUUGUGGUCAGUACAGUUUAGUGUGUCACUAAAUAUACAGUUUGGUAACAAAUCAGUAUAGCCUCAACCUUCACUCAUGUUUUUAUGGUGCCAAUAAAGUAUUGAAUGUUUUGACAAUAAAGGUUCAUGUAUUUUACUCAUCCAAAGCAUUUCAGUCUCACUACAUAACAUAAAAAGCAUCUUUUAAUCACAUUCUUUGAAACUCAAGAAGAAGUCAAAAUGCAUUUUUUUUUGUCUUUUCAUUGGAAUGUCUUUUCAACUAAGGGCCUUUCGCUGUGUAUGUACUGUAUGUUUUCUUGAAGUCCUGCAAAUGGGAAAACAAGCUUUUGUGUUAUUUUUGUACCUGAAAUGGAUCUCGAAGUGAGUAAAUAUAAAUUGGGCUGUGUGUUUUGUACAUAUGUAUCUGUUAAAUGGCUGACCUGUACACUGAGUUCAGUUGUUCUUUGUGCUUGCCAGUUCAUACUACAAUAAAAUUCCUGAAAAUAU
Messenger RNA from Acanthopagrus latus (yellowfin seabream), 3240 nucleotides. RefSeq names its product BRCA1 associated protein-1 (ubiquitin carboxy-terminal hydrolase) (gene bap1). Gene Ontology annotation, biological process: ubiquitin-dependent protein catabolic process; protein deubiquitination. Gene Ontology annotation, molecular function: cysteine-type deubiquitinase activity. The record is from RefSeq and is a predicted model, not a curated record. Gene Ontology annotation, cellular component: cytoplasm. Lineage: Eukaryota; Metazoa; Chordata; Actinopteri; Spariformes; Sparidae. The coding region runs from base 165 to 2396 and encodes 743 amino acids. The transcript has 17 exons.